UGAACCCUGGGCUGCUGAAGCGGAGCGCACUACCUACUGUGCUACCAGGCCAGCCCCCUGUUGUUUUUAAUAUAAAGUUUACUAAGCACUCUUAGUGUGCUCUUUCCACAAGCUAUCUUAUUUAUUUUGCAAGGAAGGCAGAAAGCGUCAUCGGAGGAGACAGUUCAUUCUGCCUAAGGGACGGGGGUGGUGACAGGCUGUACAGAGGAGGGGAUAUUUAACCUGGGCUUCAGAGCUCAAGUGCUGUUUACCCUGCAGAGAUGUGAAAGCAUGAAAAUAAAUACUAUAUCAAGAGUAUAGUGAACAGCCUGUCAGGGCAGCUGCUAACCUCUUGCAAAGUCAGGGAAACUUUGUGCCUAUUAGAAAACAUACCUCUGUGGAGUGGACACAGUCUGGGCCCAGGUUUGUGAGCCCUACCUGAGCUCCCACUGGUCCCCUUGGCUGGGCACGUUGAACAGUGCACAACCUGCAAGACCAUAGGGGAUGUUUCCAGGGUUUAGAUCAGCAGUGGGCAUGAGUAGAAAUAGGUGCUUUAUCUGGAUGAGAAUGGGAGCAUUACUGGUUUGAGGCAGAGGAAUGACUUGAUGAGGUAUAUGUAUUUUAGAAAGAGCUCUCUGGUGGCAGGCUGGAAGGUGGGGGAGGAAAGGAGGGGUUGAAAGCACUUAGUAGGCUAGACACAAUAAUGAGGGCCUGGGCCAUGGCAAUAGCAAUGAGAAUAGAGAAAAAGGAACAGAUCUGCGAGACACUGAACAGGUAGAAUAGACAGGACCAGGUGACCCAGUGUGGCAACUGAACGAGAAGAGCACGUCAAAGAAGAUCCUGAGGAAGUCUGGCAGGUCGUGCUGUUGUUUCUAGAGAGUGCCGUACUGGGGAAGGAGUAGAUUGCGGGGAAGAAGAUCAGCUUGGUUUGGGGCAUAUUGAAUUGGCUUUGUUUGCAAGAUUUCCAGAUAGGACUGUCUGGGAGGCAGCUCAGGAUGGGGAUCAGGAGUCUUCAGCCUUGAAAUGAGAGUUAAAAUCUUGCAAGUGAUUAAAGACAGUUCUGGGGAAGAUGUAACGAGAGAAAAGAAAUACUCAAGAACAGAACUCCAGGGCCCACUCAUACUUAAAAAGAGAAAGGCCAGUGAAUUAUACUAUUAGCUGACAUUUAUACAGCACUUGCCACAAGCCAGGUGCUGUUGUAAGAACUUUAUACACAAACUUACUUAAUGCUCACAAUAUCCUUGUGUACAAUUACUAUCCCUACUACGGAACGGGAAAGAGGCACAGAAAUACUGAGUAAUUUACCAAGGUCACCCAACGAGUAAGUCGUAAAGCCACGCUAAUGAACCCAGGCGAGAGUCUGCACCUAAACAGACUGUGAAUGGAAGCUGGAAAGAAACAGGAUGGAGGAAAGCAGGAGAGGAAGGGGUCCCUGGAUUCAGGGACAAGAUAGUUUCUGGAAGCGGACAGGAGCAUCUGCUGCCUGAGAAGAAGCCAUGGAAAAUGGAAACUGGGGGAAGCGUCUCUGGUUACUCUGCAGGAGUGAUCUCAGCGGUCAUCGCUGGCAGCUGCUGCUCACAGUGUGUUGUGGGAUAGUGGGAGCUGGGGACCAGAGUGGGGGUCCGGAGGCUUCCUUUCAGGAAGUUUGACCUUGAAGAGGAGGAAAAGGAGUGGCAGAUUGAGGGGGUGGCAAGGACCAGGGGCAGCCACCGCUUUCUCCAGGGCAAGGGCUUGGUGAUAUUUUCUGCUUCUUUGAUGUUUCUGAGAGAAACUGAAGGUCCCCUCUAGCGCAGAGCUCAGAGGCAUCUAGGGAAGCCCUACUUUCAGCUGAAUUUGAGUGUUACUUUUAUGCCAGUUGUUUGGGCAAACUUCACAACAGAGAGAGUUGGGAGCCUCACCAGCAGGUGCCCAGGGUUUAAAAAUUCCGUCGUAUGUCUUUUGACCUGCAGUGCUUUGAUGGCAGAUAAGGACCUGGUAUUUAUUCCCUAUUGCUGUAUAACAGUUUACCAUAAAUUUAUCAGCUUAAAACAACCUGUUUAUUAUUUCCCAGUUCCAGAUGUCAGAAGACCAGGCAGGCUCAGCUGAGUUCUGUGCUUAGGGUCUUCCAAGGGCAAAGUGAAGGUGUUAGAGCUGAGCUCUCAUCUGAAGGCUCUGGGGAGGAACCCACUGACAAGCUCACUGAGGAAUCUUCCGCAGAAAUACAGCUCCCAGCUAGAGUGAGGCCUGAAUACCGCCUUGGCCCACGAUGGCCAGAGAAUCGAAGGAAAGCGCAGCCCUGGACGCCCAAUCUGCAGAGGACCAGAUGGGGCUUCUGGUCAUAAAGGUGGAGGAGGAAGACGCCUCUGCCUUUGCGGAGGAGGCCAGAGUGAGGAGCAGCCUGGUUCAGGGCUCGGAGCACUCCCGCCAGCGCUUCCGGGGCUUCCGCUACCCCGAGGCUGAGGGGCCCCGCGAGGCGCUGAGCCGGCUCCGGGAGCUCUGCCGACUGUGGCUGCGGCCCGAGAUGCACAGCAAGGAGCAGAUCCUGGAGCUGCUGGUGCUGGAGCAGUUCCUGACCAUCCUGCCGGGGGACCUCCAGACCUGGGUGCGGGAGCAGCAUCCCGAGAGCGGGGAGGAGGUGGUGGUGCUGUUGGAGUAUUUGGAGAGGCAGCUGGAUGAGCCGAUGUCGCAGGUCCCAGGUGGUGACCAGGGGCAAGAACUGCUCUGUUGCGAGAUGGCACUGUUGGCACCAUCCCAGGGGUCACAAAGUAGCCAAUUCCAGCCAAUGAAAGCUCUGCUCAAGCAUGAAUCUCUGGGAUCCCAGCCCUUACCAGACAGAGCUCUCCAGGUUCCUGGGCUUGCCGCGGGAGGGCGCUGCAGAGAAAACACGGUGGGAGCUGCCAGGCUCUCCCCAGAGCCCCAGGGGCUGCUGAAAAUGGAAGAUGUGGCCCUGACCCUCACUCCUGGGUGGACCCAGCUGGAUUCACCUCAGGUGAACUUCUUCAGAGAUGAAAGGCAGAACUGUGGCGGCCUGAUCUCCCUGGGUGGUGAAACACAGACUAAGAUCAGGGACUUGCCUCCACAAGAGGAACAUCCAGAACAGGAGCCUGGGGAAAUACCGUGCCACCUGGGUGAAGCCCUUGGCCAGAUUUCUACAUGUGAAGCAGCUGGUGAACAGGAGGGCAGGUUACAAAGAAAGCAGAAAAAUGCCGCUGGGAGGAGACGGCACAUUUGUCAUGAAUGUGGAAAGAGUUUUGCUCAGAGUUCAGGCCUGAGUAAGCACAGGAGAAUCCACACUGGGGAGAAACCCUAUGAAUGUGAGGAGUGUGGCAAAGCCUUCAUCGGGAGCUCUGCCCUUGUCAUUCAUCAGAGGGUCCACACUGGUGAGAAGCCAUAUGAGUGUGAAGAAUGUGGCAAGGCCUUCAGUCACAGCUCAGACCUUAUCAAACACCAGAGAACUCACACUGGGGAGAAGCCCUACGAGUGUGAUGACUGUGGGAAGACUUUCAGCCAGAGCUGCAGCCUCCUUGAACACCACAGAAUCCACACCGGGGAGAAGCCGUACCAGUGCAACAUGUGCGGCAAGGCCUUUAGGCGGAAUUCACAUCUCCUGAGACACCAGAGGAUCCAUGGGGAUAAAAACGUUCAGGAUCCUGACCAUGGAGAGAGCUGGGAGAGUCAGGCUAGGAUGGAAAGCCAGGAGGGACAUAUUGAGGCUCCCGUGUCUUAUAAAUGUAAUGAGUGUGAGAGAAGUUUUACUCAGAAUACAGGCCUUAUGGAACAUCAAAAAAUCCACACUGGUGAGAAACCCUUUCAGUGUGAUGCAUGUGGAAAAGGCUUCACCCGAACUUCGUACCUUGUUCAACAUCAGAGAAGUCACAUUGGGAAAAAAAUUCUGUCACAAUGACUCAUUGUCUUAACAUGCCAAAGUUGGUGCUCGUUCCUACUGCACUGAAGCCACCCUGGAGCCCUUCUGACUGCAGAAAUUGUGGGCUGGGGCUUAAUUUACCACUGCACGUCAUCGGGUAUUUGUUAGAAAAGAUAGAGUCUGGCUGAGAGGAAGUAUCUUCUAUUCUAGAAGGUGACUGAAAAAACUAUAUUUGAUAGGAGGCUAUGGGAGAAUUGUCUGGAAGACAUAGGACCUGAAAUGGUUUGUUCUCACCUAUUGGACUUAAAAGGGCUUCCAGCCUGGCUCCUCACCCUCAGCCAGCACAUUUUGAUGUUUCCUGGGUGGAAGGCUGUGAUUUGGGGACUGCUGCUCUGACUGUUCGUUUUGCUAUAAUGAAUCCUCCAUGGUUGGUCAGAUUCGUGAAGUCUUACGCUCCCCACUGUGCCUUGUACACAGGUGCUAAUAAACAUUUAUUAAAUGUACCAGUGAGAUUACCUGUAUAAUUCUGAAAGUCUGAUGUCGUCUAGAUUUCUGAGGAAUUUCUCACCAAAACCAUUUGUGCUUGUGUCUAAUUCUGAGGAUCUAGAUUCUGAGUUCAUCUAGUGCAUUUUUGCCCAGCACAUAGGAUUGGCAGAGAAGGGUUGAGGGUUGGGUUACUGUGAUGGAGAGAAUCCAGAUUUCUUUACCAGACUAGGAAUUCUAGUGUGAAUGCCUUAAACAGCUUCUUUAUCAUUAAAUCGUUGUGAAUAUGUGCCAAUCAUGAAAUUCCAUUGUUUUGUUACUGUUUCCCUGAUAUUAAUUUUGUCACUCUUUAGGGAGAAAAUGUUCCUAUUCAGGCAGCGUGAAAAUCAGUUACCAAGUCAGAAUAAAAUAAUAAAGUCUCUAAUGCUCAG
Molecule: messenger RNA, 4737 nt
Organism: Equus caballus (horse)
Lineage: Eukaryota; Metazoa; Chordata; Mammalia; Perissodactyla; Equidae
Gene: ZKSCAN3
Product: zinc finger with KRAB and SCAN domains 3
Biological process (GO): regulation of DNA-templated transcription
Cellular component (GO): nucleus
Source: RefSeq, a predicted model, not a curated record